Exserohilum turcica Et28A is the source of this 705-nucleotide messenger RNA. RefSeq lists its product as uncharacterized. The record is from RefSeq and is a predicted model, not a curated record. NCBI's taxonomy places the organism in Eukaryota, Fungi, Ascomycota, Dothideomycetes, Pleosporales, Pleosporaceae. Bases 1 to 705 code for a protein of 234 amino acids. The transcript is spliced from 2 exons.
AUGAAUUCCUUCUUUUACUCGGUCAAAUCCAGCGCGAAAAGAGUGUACCCCGUGCCCGACGGGCUCGACGAAAAAGACGUCGUCGCCAUCCUGCACGACCACUCGCUGCUCUCGCAAAUCUUCUGGCCACACUCUAUGGCUGCCGUUCGCGCAGAACAGCCUGGUAAUAGUAGUAGUAGCCGCCCUGGAGAAUCAAAGUUUCAAGUCGUGGAGCAGAACGGUGGCCUCAGCUUCAAGGCGGCUAUCUGCAGCCAGCCCGGUGGAGCAGUGUCUUGCACCGAGGAAUUACCCGUCGGAUCUCACAUCACCGUUUCGUAUGCGCUGGUACGCGGGGAUGAGCUGGGGGACUAUGAGAAACAAGAAGAAGAAGAAGAAGAAGAAGAAGAAGAAGAAGAAGAAGAAGAAGAAGAAGAAGAAGAAGAAUGGGCCAGUGAUACGGCUUCAACUUUGCUGGAGACGAAAGACGCCAGAAAUGACGAUAGGCUGUGGCUUGCGGAACAGAGAUCAAUGACUACAUUCAAGGUCUUCUCGCCGUUUGUCAAGCUCAAGGAGGGCGGCUUCGUGCUCAAAACGAGAAACUUGCUGCGUGUGCUGCAGAGCUUGGGUGUGCAUGGUAGGGAUAUGGCUGGGGCGUUGGCUGAGUUGAAUGGCGCGAGGCUGGGUGCAGAUGGAGAUGCUGGUUUGGGAAAGGCGAAGAAUGAAUGA